This is a messenger RNA of Bursaphelenchus xylophilus (pine wood nematode), 2456 nucleotides long. NCBI's taxonomy places the organism in Eukaryota, Metazoa, Nematoda, Chromadorea, Rhabditida, Aphelenchoididae. The record is from the annotation of a GenBank genome assembly.
AUGGUUGACUCCGAAGUUCGAUCCUCAAGUGUCCCGAUGUCCAAUCCUGUGCCAGAAAUUGUCCUAGAUGACGAUGAAGAAGAAAUGGACACCUCGGAAAUCAGAAAUGGAACGGCGUCUCCUCAGGUUGGAGCCAACCAAUCAAAUGGGACUCCCUUACCUAAAGAAAAUGGUACUUGUAAUGGUUCCGACAACGGAAAAUCCGCGAAUGGAUCAAAAUCUGUAGAUUGUAUCGAACUUGAUGAUGAUGAAGAUGAGACACCCGCGAAGAAGGCGAAGACGGAAGAGGAUAAUAAAGUAAGUCCUGGUUUCAUUCUUAUUAUCUGUUGCUUUAGGAUGUAAAGAAAGAACCCGAAUUAACUAGUUACACGGCGUUAUUGGACAAACUAGAAGUAUACAUAAAGGAGGCCUUCGAGAAGAAUGAUAAUGUAGAUCGAAAACUUCUGGACGCUUUAUUAGCCGCUAUUAACAUUCAAGUACAGAAAGAGCCUUAUUCGGUCCGAAAACUGAUCUUGGAUAAGCAAUUGGUACUGCCUAACACGAUCUCUUUCCCUCCAUCUCAGGUAUGGGUUUUUUAGAUUCAAAUCCAAUAAAACAGAAUCUAAUUUUUUUAGAUUCAAAUCCAAUAAACUGUUUGUGAUAUUGUACUUUAGGUGGUCGAUAUGAUUAUUGAACACGAUGCCGAAGCUCAACUCUCUCGAGUUAUUGCCAAAUUGUUUGGUGAUGAGAAGAUUAAGUUCACAGAAACGGAAAAACGUGAACGACAGAAUCUUAAGGCGAAUUAUGCAGCCCCCUCGAUGACCAAAAUGUUGCUAGAUAUUGGCCAGGAUCUGGUACAAGAGUCCACUUACUCAGAUAUUGUGCACGCAAGGAAUCUACCGGAAGUUCCAAAGAAUGUCGAUACAUAUAAACAAGUAAGAAAAGUUUUAUUGAAAUGUUUGUUUUUUAUGUGAAGACACUAAAAAUUUGAUUUCAGGUAGCGGCACAGCUGAAACCUGUAUGGGAAAGUCUCCGAGAUAAAAAUCAAGCCUUUAAACUUCAUUUAUAUUCUUGUUCCGUGUGCGAUUUCAAGACGGAUUCUCUGAUUGUUAUGUCUGUUCACAAACAGACCUUACAUCUGAAGGACAACAAGAGGAUUUACUGUGGAAUGUGUCCAGAGUACAACACAAAUGGAAAUAGAAUGGAAAGACAUAUGGUGGAGGUGCAUGCAUUGAAACCACUGAUGCCAGAAGAACCCCCAUCCAAGAUCCAAUGCCCAAUCUGCGAAGAAAACUUCCAAUUCAAGGGACAAAGAGAUGGCCAUCUGAAGACUUGCAAGAGAGAUUACGCCAAGGUCAACAAGACCCAGGCCUCUCACCCUAUCGACAGUUUGUCCACGAUCAACAGAUGGCUGUGGCCUAAACCACAGUCGGAUCCCACAAUUGCUGCUCAACAACAUGACAUUCAGAAACAACAAAUGGUAAGAAAAAAAUAUUAAAAAAUUUUUUUUUUCCGUUUAGAUCAAACAACAACAGCAACAACAACGUUUUGCGGCUGCCGCGGCGGUUCGUCAAGCUCAAGCAGCAGCGGCGGCGGCUAGCCCAGCUACUUUGAAGGCUACGCAACAGUUGUUAGCUACUCAACAAUUGGCCUCGCAGAUCAAAGGCUUAGGAGUUCAUCAACAACAACAACUUAAUCAGAUCCUGAGAGACAACAAAGCUAGUCUUCCGCCAGCUGUUCUUCAAGCAGUUCAAGCUCAACUUCAAAAGAUUCAAGCUCAACAAACUGUCGGCGGUAUUCCUGGCUUCCCAAAUUUGAAUGCCCAACAAAUUCAGCAACUGCAGCGAUCUCUGUCCCAGCAAAGGCGUGGGAACUCGAAUUCGACGAUGGCAUCGGCUUCUAAAGCCACAACAGCUAAGAAGUCGACGCCCCUUUCAAUCCCUUCGGGUGCCAGAGCAGGGACAACUUCGAAGGCCGAAGAACACAGUUGCGAGAUUUGCGAUGACAAAUUCAGGGCCCGGGCUGAUUACCUUUCCCAUUUAAAAACGGCUCACAACACUUUCAAGAACAGGAACACUGUCGAUCUUGAUUCCGGACCUCCAUUGGCAUGUUCAAGAUGUCGAGACAGGUUCUGGUCGUACGAUGGAUUAGAGAGGCAUCUUGUUAUGAAUCACAACCUGGUUACGUCGGAUUUGUUGGUUAAAGCCCAGAACAAAUUGGAUAGUGGAAGAUGCAAGCAUUGCCUCAAGGUGAGUAAUGACACAAAGUGUUAAUAUAUUCGAUUUAAACGUUGAUGGUUUCGUUUUCAGACCUUCGCCUUCAACAUUCUUCAACAUUUGGCUGCGGAUCACAACGCCAAGCUAUGCUCAGCCGAAAUCAUGUUCUCAUGCGACGUGUGUCCGUUCCGUUGCAGCAGUUAUCAAAGCUUGGAGGUCCAUCUGAACCAAGAACAUCCCAAAAAUGGAAAAGCCCGGUAG